Messenger RNA from Achroia grisella, 2018 nucleotides. RefSeq names its product formin-B-like. The transcript is spliced from 6 exons. Lineage: Eukaryota; Metazoa; Arthropoda; Insecta; Lepidoptera; Pyralidae. Bases 1 to 1614 code for a protein of 537 amino acids. The record is from RefSeq and is a predicted model, not a curated record.
AUGGACAGAACGAAGAAAAACGAAAUUGCUAUUGACACAAGUGACGAUCUUGGUGACGAUACGGAAAACUCGAAUAAUUCCGUUGAAGCUGUAAGGGAUUGUUCAGUACGAGACAAAAUAAAUCUAUCCUGGGAAUCCAACUACUAUGAUUCUUUUCAUAAUAAACAUAAGGACGGUAUUACAACGCCACCAUUCGUAAGCAUUAUGAUAACUAGCAGUCAAGAUGAUGUUGAUACGUUACAAAAUGAAACUGGGAUAUCAACUGCACAGCCAAUCAAUUGCACAGAGGAUACGAGUUUAUCUUUUUUUAAAGAGUUUACUCAAGAUAGUACGUCGAACGAAGGGUCGGAGAGAUCUGUCGUCUAUAAACGCAACCGUCGGCACUCGAGCGAUGCAGACAUUAAUAGGCCUUGGAAAAUAACAAAAUGUACUAGGUCCAGUACUACCACUUCAUCUGAGUCGACAGAGCCUAAAGUCACCACCGAACAGUCUGCUUCAUCGACCCAAUUGUCCAGUGGUUCUGACGUAUCAUUUAAGUCUAUACUAAGUAGUCCUUCCUUCAAAGUAAGGAAGAGACGAUUGAAAUCAGAAUCCAGCUUGUUUAAAGAUGCGUUGCAGAGAUCUAGGAAGCCUUAUCGUGGUAAAGCAAAUCAAUCUGGACAUAAUUCUCAAGGAGGUACACCCAGGAAGGAGAGGAACGUAAGAAGAAACAGCAGGAGUUGGAAAUUCGUGGACCUGUGUACAUGGAUCGGUAGGAAGGGGUACCAAUCCAUCACAGGAUUAUAUUCAGACAUAUUGCGAGAACCAAUGGGACAAAAAGAAAAUACACACGUAGAAGAAAUAAAGGAACUACGGAAGUAUCUGGAGCAAGUGGAUAUGAAGCAAUCGCGACUCACCCGGGAGAACGAGGUUCUUCAAGAGCAGAUGACGAAAAUGAUGAGAAAAGUGGAAGAGCUCGAAGACAAAGUCAGACAUCAAGAAAGUCAACUGGAGUCCUGUGCCUUACCUAUACAGGCGCCACCUCCUCCCCCACCCCCGCCUCCGCCGCCUCCACCGCCUCCACCGUUACCACCCAUUCCACCACCUCUGCCUCCAUCACAAACACAGCAACAGUCCAAACCAUUGGCACGAUCGCACACGAUACCUAGAUGUGGCUCGGCCCCACCAAGAAUCGCCGGUCCCAGACUGACUAUUACGCCGCAGGAUAUAGCCAAUGUUAAAUUAAGAAAAACUAAGGAUAAUCCUGUGCAUUCGAAACUGCCUCCGAAAAAUGGACAUUUGCCUCUGGUGACACAGCAGAUGCUACAGACCACGCGAGCUAAACUGGGCCGCGCCAAGCCUGUAGCCGCUUCAACACCUAAACAACAAUUGUUGUUGUCAGAGUUAGAAAAAUGCUUACUACAGGAGACGUCAGUUGCGUCCCUGUAUAGGCGACGAGUCGCGAGAAAUUCGGUCCGCAGCACUGAGGAGCUUCGACCAAGGCCAUACCCGACUGCGCGUUGUCCACGCUCCCCACGUUCGCCACAUUCGCCACGCUCCAGCUCUCUACCUCGUCCAGGAACUCUUGUAUCACCCUUGAAAUUUCCUAAUAUAUCAUUAACUAAUAUAACUUAAAAAACUGCGAGUUUAGCUUAAUUAUUUUAGUAUUGUUCAACGAACAUCUCAAUUGCAACUAAUGUAUUGGUUACAAGUUGUAAGAUCUGAUUUUUGAUAUUUUUUAUGAUGGAUUGGUAUCAUAAUGUAUUUUUUAAUUAUUCAUAUAUUAUAAUACUCAUAAUAUUAUAUUAUUAUGUAACUUCAUCAUAUUUAUAAUUUGAUUAUGCCUAUUUAUGUGCAAUGUUGCGUUAAGCAAAUACUUAAUUUAAAAAAAAACAUGUAAUAGCAACAGCUUUACAACUUAAAAAGUAAUUAAUUUACUAAUAAAUAAUGAUAUUCAUUUUCAAAUUAAUUUUAAUUAAAUUACAAAAGGUAUCUCUAAUUCUGCUACCUGAUAUAUUACUAUAGAACUGCGAAUAGAA